This is a messenger RNA of Thyridium curvatum, 432 nucleotides long. RefSeq lists its product as uncharacterized. The coding region runs from base 1 to 432 and encodes 143 amino acids. NCBI's taxonomy places the organism in Eukaryota, Fungi, Ascomycota, Sordariomycetes, Thyridiales, Thyridiaceae. Gene Ontology annotation, biological process: protein phosphorylation. Gene Ontology annotation, molecular function: ATP binding; protein kinase activity. The record is from RefSeq and is a predicted model, not a curated record. The transcript has 2 exons.
AUGCUGCCCCCAACACGUGCUAUCGCCGCUCAAUUGGUUCUAGCGGUUGCCUACCUGCAUGGCAGAGGAAUCGUCCAUGGAGACCUUCAUCUUGGCAAUGUCCGACUGAAACUGCCACGGGAAUAUCGGCUCUGGUCGGACGAGGAGCUACUAGCACGCUGCGGGGAACCAGAACUAGAGCCGGUUCAGACAUUUGAUGACAAGCCAAUCCCAACGGGUGUCCCACCCGUCGCUACUCUACCUCUCUGGUUUCCCAUGCAAAGCAUCACUGAGCUUCCGCUGUCAGAUGCCCAUAUCGCCCUUGCAGACUUCAGCGAGGCAUAUCGCCCUUCACAAGAGUCGAGAUACGAGUGUCGUACACAGAUACACUCUCGCCCGCCAGAGGACAGAUUCGAGCCAACAAAGCCAAAAUCAUUCCCUAGAGACAUCUAG